AGAAAGAGAGAGAGAGAGAGAGAGAGAGAGAGAGACAGAGACAGAGAGACAGACAGACAGAGGGGGAGGCUGGUUCCUGAUACCAAGAUACGGAAAAGCAGGGGAGGGAAAGAGAGUGAGUGGCUGAGACAGGGAGAGAGGGGGAGAAAACAGGGGAAUAACACUUAAAGAGACACAAAAGGCGUAGGUGAGGAAAGAAGAGAAUACAAUGCUCUUCUGAACAUUCCCCUUUCUUUAUCUCUCACGCUGUCACAUCGGAUUGGACUCCAAAGAAUCGACACCGCGUCUACCCCAGACCCCAUGGGUUAACAUACUGUAUCCAGGAGAGGCUUACAAGUCAGCUAACCCAAUGAACAGCAACAGGAAAGAGGACAUGGAGAUCUCGUCCCACUACCGGCAGCUCCUGCGGGAGCUCAACGAGCAGCGGCAGCAUGGCAUCCUGUGUGACGCCUGUGUCAUCGUGGAGGGGAAGAUCUUCAAGGCCCACAAGAACGUACUCCUGGGCUCCUCGCGCUACUUCAAGACCCUCUACUGCCAGGUGAAGAAAGGGGCGGAGCCACACCACCAAACAACCGUCACUCACCUGGACAUCGUCACAGCGACAGGCUUCAAAGCCAUCCUGGACUUCAUGUACUCUGCCCACCUGGCGCUGACCAGUAAAAAUGUAAUUGAGGUGAUGUCAGCUGCCAGCUACCUACAGAUGACAGACAUCGUCCAGGCCUGCCACGGCUUUAUCAAGGCUGCGCUGGACAUCAGUAUCCGCUCCGAGCUGGCCGACGAACUGGCCGACUUCGAGAUGGGGGCUGCCGCGGCAGCUGGGAUAUGUGGAGGAGGUAUAGGGGGAGAAAGAGGAGGGGUGGCGUCAGAAGCCCUGGCGUCCAUCAUAUCAGGAGGAAGCUCCUCGCCAUGGCUGGGGAGGCGUACGAGCCCAGCCAACUCCUCUGGUGACUCAGCCAUCGCCAGCUGCCACGAGGGUAGUGGCAGUACGUACGGUAAAGAGGACCAGGAGACACCCAAGAGCCAUGAGAGCCAGGAGGACGGUGGCCACGACUCCCAGCCCGCCUGGCCACACGACUACCGCCCCGUCACUGUCAAAGAAGAACAAGUCUCACCCUCCUCCACUUCUCUCCCCCAGGAGAGGCUCAGAGUGGGUGCAGGGGCACAGGGGGAGCAGGGGGGAGGAGGGUUGGGGGGAGGAGGUGAAGGGGCGUGGCAGCCCUCUGGGUCGGGGAGGAGGAAGAACAGGAAGAACAAGGACACAGUCAGACAUAUUACCCAGCAGACCGAGCUGGACAGAGACAGCAGGCCGGGCUCUCCGCUGCCCCCCAUGAUGGGCGUGACGCGUUGGAGCUGCAAUGGACAGGACAUCCCAGGUGCAGAUGUGACAGAGCCCAACAGCUCAGACAGUCGCGGAGAGCGUCUCGACUUCUUCCUUAAACAGGAAGAAGCUCUGGCAACGGGCGAGGCCAACUUCCUGGGUGCCAGCAAAUCAGAUGAGGCAGGAGGUGGGACCGGGGGCGGGACUACACCUUCGGUAGCCAACCUGAGGGCAGCGUUGAUGAGUAAAAACAGCCUGCUGUCGCUACGGGCUGAGAUGCUGGGAGACGAUAACCCUGUACUGUUUGAAUUCAUGCCCAAAGGAGGACACUCCCUGUCACUGAAUGACUUCACAGUGAUCCGUAAGAAGUUUAAGUGCCCCUACUGUAGUUUCUCUGCCAUGCACCAGUGCAUCCUGAAGAGGCACAUGCGCUCCCACACGGGCGAGAGGCCCUACCCCUGUGAGAUCUGUGGCAAGAAGUUCACCAGGAGAGAGCACAUGAAGAGACACACACUGGUCCACAGUAAAGAUAAGAAGUAUGUGUGUAAGGUCUGCAGCCGGGUCUUCAUGUCGGCAGCCAGCGUCGGAAUCAAACAUGGCUCUCGUCGCCAUGGUGUCUGUGUUGACUGUUCUGGGCGGGGCAUGGACCACAACGGGGAAGCAGGCGGAGACAUGUCCCCCGAGGACGAGCUGUAUCCCGGCGACCACCGUUUCCACGACGACCAGGUGGAGUGCGAAGGCGACGGAGAGGGGGAGGAAGAGAUGAUGACGGAAGGGGAUGGAGAGAUGAUGGGAGAGGGGGAUGAGGAGGGAGGAAAGUGGAAGGAUGACUCAGGGAUGAUGACGGAGGGGGACGGAGCGAUGGAUAAUGACAAGGAGGAGAGCGACUCCUCUGCGCCAGAGGGGGAGCAGCACAACGGGGGAGAGAAGGAUUUCAGCUGGAUCUCUUAGGAUCCUAUGGGAUCAUUUAGGAUCUAUUGUGGAUCUUGGGCAGACACAGCUCUCUUUACCCAUGUGUACAUGGGCCUUCCUCUAAGUGGGGUAUGUGGGCGAUACGCGACAAUUAUCUAAACAUUUGACAGAUGCCAUACACACACACACACCACACAUACACACAUACACACACACCACACAUACACACACACACACCACAC
Molecule: messenger RNA, 2472 nt
Organism: Coregonus clupeaformis (lake whitefish)
Lineage: Eukaryota; Metazoa; Chordata; Actinopteri; Salmoniformes; Salmonidae
Product: zinc finger and BTB domain-containing protein 46
Exons: 6
Coding region: 350-2269 (639 amino acids)
Biological process (GO): regulation of transcription by RNA polymerase II
Molecular function (GO): RNA polymerase II cis-regulatory region sequence-specific DNA binding; DNA-binding transcription factor activity, RNA polymerase II-specific; protein binding
Source: RefSeq, a predicted model, not a curated record